This is a messenger RNA of Aspergillus pseudotamarii, 1603 nucleotides long. RefSeq lists its product as uncharacterized. The record is from RefSeq and is a predicted model, not a curated record. NCBI's taxonomy places the organism in Eukaryota, Fungi, Ascomycota, Eurotiomycetes, Eurotiales, Aspergillaceae. The coding region runs from base 72 to 1445 and encodes 457 amino acids. The transcript has 2 exons.
CUGCACAACGCCACUCUUUGUUUCUUCCUUCAUACAACUGCCUUACCUAUUACAAUUAUCACCAGAAAAGCAUGGAUACUCUGCCUGAACCACUGCCGUCCUGCAGCCUGAUAGGACGUACUUUCACUCUCUUCCCAGGCUCGAAUUUAUUCGACUACCAAGAAACAUUAGAGAGCGCUGAAAAAGUUCAGCUUCUAAAUCUCAACUUUGAUAAGGAAAUAACUAUCGCUCUAGGACUAAAUAAGAAAUAUAUAGUUCCCGACAAUGUUUUAAUUGCUCCUGGUGGGACAGACAUCGUGGCAGAAGAUUUACUUUGCACGACUGGAGCUGCUUUAGCGAAUGAUUUGGUAGCCAAUCCAUCAUUGGGCCAUCGUUACCUGGGAAUCUCGACAGAAGGUGAUGGAAAAUUUGGUCACAGAGUUUCGUUCAAUCCUAGAUCUCUGUUUGGCCUCUGGAGCAUUGGUAAGCUCCACUAUACUGCCCAGUUCAACAUAAAAAGCCUGGAAAGAGAUAAGAUCAACGCGGACUUUAUCAAGACAGCAAGGAAACUUCCCUCCUGGAACGAGAAUGAUCCUUCAGCACGUGAUGCAUUUGCCAAGUUUUUUGCAAAAUGGGGCACGCAUGUUAUCACAGGCUGUUCAUCUGGAGCGCGGUACCACCUUCAGGUCACGAGGCAUGAUGCAUCCAACGAAUCGAAAGACAAUUUCCGCGAACAUAUUGGAACAGAGUAUAGCUCGGUUUUAGGCGUCGAAGGUAGAGCGAAAGGUACAUCCCAAUACAGAGAAUACUUAUGCCGACGUGAAAGCAAAUGCUCUGUUAUGGGAGGAAACCUACAGUUAAACACAGCCUUGGCUAGGGACCCUACUAGCUCGAAGCUAUUCAAUCAAUGGAGAGAAAGUAUCGGGUCAGAUGGAACGCAUGAUAUUACUGGUGUGUUCGUUGACAGCAUUUGCAAUUUCCUUCUCAGGAGCCCCAUUCAGGAACACAAGGAAAUCGCGGAGAAGGUCCAGAGAGCUUCGCUUUUCCAUUCAAAAUUCAUUACCGCAAGAGGAGUUUUUAAAGUGAAGGGCAUUGGAAAUGCAACAGGCCGUGUCAGCUCAUGUGAAGUUCAGGGUGCUCCUGGUAUCAGCUUACAGGCGAUCCCUCGUCCUGGAACUACAGUUUCUGCGCUUUCAAGGACCAUGUUUGAAGCACAGCAAUUGUCUGGUGACCAGAUUGAGUGUGAUGUCAUUAUGAGUGCACCUCCUCUGGCGCCGAUUGAUGUGAUCCUCGUAUCAUCCAAAAAGCCGUUAUCGCAAGACAACCCGUUCGUCUUUGACCUACAGUUGCAGAUUUAUCCGGAGGGUCUAUCAGGAGCAGUAACUGUGGUUUUGGGUAACAAAGGUAAUGAAGGAAAGGUUAGACUUCCUAAUUUGACCGCAAUAGGCGAUUAUGUUGCAGAAUAAGUGAUCUGCCAUCAGCUUCUAUUUUCAAGAAACCAGUACCCUUAUAGUGCCAGACACAAUCUCAACUUUGCCAUAGGCUCGUUAAGUAGUAAAUAAGAUGCAGAAUAGCUAAAAAUUGGAGGAAGAGGAGAGAAAAUAGUCUAAAACGAAGGCUACUG